Molecule: messenger RNA, 2232 nt
Organism: Caenorhabditis auriculariae
Lineage: Eukaryota; Metazoa; Nematoda; Chromadorea; Rhabditida; Rhabditidae
Source: the annotation of a GenBank genome assembly
AUGGGAGCCGAUGGAGGAACUAUUCCCAAGCGUUGCGAGCUUGUGAAGAAGCGGACGAAGAAGGAAAAACUCGAUAAACACGUUAAAAAUGCGACGAAAUGGAGAAAUUGUCAGCUUACCCAGAGCACUUUGAAGGUUUCUGGAUGGUUUUUACAAUUUAACUGGAAAUAGUUUUAGAAGCCCAUCAUUGCAUGCCGGUUUGGCAAACUCUACAACAAAAAAGACGUGAUAGAGGCGAUUUUGACCAAGCAGAUUGCCAAAUCUCUCUCUGCUUCUCACAUUAAGGGAACCAAGGUUUGAGCAUUUUCUUUCUAGUUGAAAGACUCGGUUUGAAAGUUUCAAGUCUUGAAUAAAAACACAAUAAAUAAUUUUUUAUACUUUUGCUUUCAGGAUUUCGUUGAGCUCAAACUCACAGAAAACAAGGAUUUUAAAGGGGACGACGCCAAGGGAGACGAGUACAACGACGUGAAUCAGGUUUUGCAAAUUUACAUUAAUUUUUUCAGUUUGUUGUUUUGAAGACGCCGUACCUGUGUCCAGUUACGGGAACUCCUAUGAAUGGAAAUCACAACUUUGUUGUGAAUUGGCAAUGCGGCUGCGUUUUCUCCGAAAAAGCCCUUGUUGAGGUCGGUUUUUAUGCAGAAUAAUUUUGAAAGGAUUUUUUUUUUGUCCUUUCCAGUAUUUUUGAUCGUCCAAAUUCUUGAAUUUAUUUGACUGACUUUGGAGAAAGUUACGUUCGUCAUAUGUUUCAAGGAUUUGAAAAUUAGGGUUUCCAUCAUUAGAAAAGCAAAUAAUUUCUUAAAAUUUUCACCAGUAUUAAAUUUUUUGGCUUUUGGCUUCAUAUUCCAAUUUUCAUCUAAUCGAAACAUAAGUUGGCAUGUUUUCUAUGAACUACCCCAAAUUCGUUGGAAAAUUAUUUUCGGUGCUUGAUAAAAUGGAAAAAGAUAUUUUGGAUUUUUUCUAGGCUUAUCACUUCAUUUUUAAAAGGUUCAAAUUUUUUGGGAUAUAAUUUCAAUAUCCAGUCAAGUUAAAUAUCAUUUUUUCAGUCGAUAUUCCAAGAAAUAUCAUCGUUAACUGAGGAAAUAAAUGCUUUUUUCCUAUUUUUUUUCUUUAGGAGAGUAUGAUAAAGAUUUCUUGCAGGUGAAAACGGAUCGUUGCCACGGCUGCAACGGUCCCUGGGACGCGGAGAAGUCGGUGCAGCUCUAUCCAGAGGAGGAGAAACUCGCCGAGUACGAGCGCAAGCUUUUGGCCGAAAGAGCCGAGAAAAAGGCGAAAAAAGAGUUGAAAACGACGAAUGGCGAACCGGCCAAUGACGUUGCUGCUUUAGAAGCCGCCGAGAAGAAAAAGAAACGAGGUCGGAUUUCAACAAAAAUUGAAGAUGGUGGUGUAGAAACUUGUUGCAAAUAUAUUAUGAUAGGUCUUACUUACUUACUUAGAUACUUAGAUGGUCCAUCUUCGCUUUCGACCUUUUAUUGCCUUUUAGUGCCUUUUUAUUGAUCGAAGCGUGGACCACACGUUUUUCCAGGAGGUCUUAUGCAAUCGGUCAUCCAGUGUUGUCGUCCUGGUUGACUGGUAUUCUUGCGAAAAAAAUUCCAUCCGUGGUGUUGAACGUGUUAUAGCAUAAUUGUGGUCUUAUUAUCCUUUUUUUGCCUUGCCAGGGCUAAAAAAAGACCGCCCAUUCUGUUAGCAGAAGCAAGCCGAAUUGCGUGACCGGUGUACCGUUAGCCGCCAUAAAUGGCGUUGCCUCCCCAUCACCGCGUAGAGGUGGUACUUGAAGGGGUAUGAUAGGUCAUAUGAGAAAAAAGAUUGAAAGGAUUGUUGAAUAUUGCAAAAAGAAAAAAAAAUAAACCAAAAAAUGUUGUAUCAAAAAUGAGUUCUCAAUGUUUCACAAGAACAUUGUAAAUAGAACAACAUUUUGAAGAUUAAUGUUUUUUGUAGGUUUGUUGUGAACCACCUAUGAGAUUGUCAUGAUUUAGAAGGAAAGUAACAAGAAUCUUAAGAAAGAAUUCUCAACUAUCUUGUCAAAUGACUCACUGUUCUUAUUUUUCAGAAGAGAUCAAAAAGGAGCUGCUAGGAAAGGAUGGCAAAAAGGCGGAGAAACGGAAAGCGACGACUUCAGAUAUUCAGUCCGAUCCGACCAAAACCGAGGCCUACAAACGGUUGUUCACCACCUGCGAGGAGGCCAAAAACAAACCGGAAGGAAAUUGGGUCACCUAUAAUCCUCUCUAUUAUUAG